Molecule: messenger RNA, 3679 nt
Organism: Stegostoma tigrinum
Lineage: Eukaryota; Metazoa; Chordata; Chondrichthyes; Orectolobiformes; Stegostomatidae
Product: histone-lysine N-methyltransferase Smyd1-like
Exons: 10
Coding region: 128-1606 (492 amino acids)
Cellular component (GO): nucleus
Molecular function (GO): protein binding
Source: RefSeq, a predicted model, not a curated record
UGGUACAGGCUGGAUGAGUCAGACCAUUUAUAGAGCUCACUUUUGACUGCCUGAACGUGUCAAGAUUAGCUGAAGAUUAGUGGCCAAGGUUAAAGCUCGUAGUGCUGGGCUCUUGCUCAUUCUCUCAAUGACGGUCGGUGACAUGGAUAAAGUAGAAAUCUUCGAUGCAGAUGGCAAGGGCAGGGGGCUGAAGGCCAAGCAAGAUCUUCUGAGUGGGGAUGUGGUCUUUGCUGAGCCAGCGUAUGCUGCGGUUGUGUUUGACAACCUCAUAUAUGAAGUGUGCCACAGCUGUUUCAAGAAACAAGCUAAACUCCAGCGUUGUGGACAGUGCAAGUUUGCCCACUACUGUGACCGGACCUGUCAGAAAGCAGCAUGGGCCGAGCACAAGAAUGAAUGUGUUGCCGUCAGGAACUAUGGCCAGCCCACCAAUGAGACUGUCAGACUGGCUUCCCGUAUUUUGUGGCGAAUGGUAAGAGAGGGAGACAAUGUUUCUGAGGACCGCCUCUCAUCGCUUGCGGAUCUCCAGGACCAUGUGGAUGACCUGAGUGAGGAAGAGAAGAGACAGCUCAUGUCAGACGUUGAAGUUUUGCACAAGUAUUGGCACUCAAACAAUCAGCACUUUGACAGUCAAUCCAUAGCCCAUAUAUUUGGAGUGAUAAACUGCAAUGGCUUUACCAUCAGUGACCAACGUGGAUUGCAAGCGGUGGGAGUUGGAUUAUUUCCAAACCUCUGUCUUGUAAAUCAUGAUUGCUGGCCAAACAGCACAGUUAUACUGAACAAUGGCAAUCGCUCUGCAGUUAAUUCAAUGUUUCACACGCAGAUGAGAAUUGAACUUCGGGCAAUCCAGAAAAUCAAGGCAGGAGAGGAACUGACGGUGUCGUAUGUGGAUUUCCUGAAACCAAGUGCAGAGAGGCGCAGCCAACUCAAAAAACACUAUUACUUUGACUGCACCUGUGAACACUGCACAAAGGGAAUUAAAGAUGACCUGAUGCAGGCUGCGAAAGAGGAAGACGGCAAAAAGCCUUCGGAUGAAACAGUGAAGGAAGUUAUCGAGUUUUCAAAGAUGACCUUGGAGAAAAUUGAUAAAGAACGAUCUGAGGGGCUGUGGAGUAAUGUUGUGAAGCUGUGUCGCAGUUGCCUGGAGAAACAGGAGCCGGUUCUGGCUGGUACAAAUCUUUACCAGCUGAAGAUUCUUAGCCUUGCCUCCGAGGUGCUCUCCUAUCUGCAGCACUUUGAAGAGGCAGCUGGAUAUGCCAGAAGAAUGGUGGAGGGAUAUCAGAAACUUUACCAUCACAACAAUGCUCAGCUGGGAAUGUCUCUCAUGAGGGCUGGUGUGACACACUGGCAUGCUGGGCUCAUCGAACCGGGCCAUGCUAUGAUUUGCCAAGCGAAUGGGAUUCUCCUGGUGACACAUGGUCCCACCCAUCCAAUCACCAAGGAUCUUGAGACUAUGCGGUGCCAGACAGAAAUGGAGCUGCGAAUGUUCAAGGAGAAUGAAUUCCUUUAUCACCAGAUGAGAGAGGCAGCGUUGAAGAAUCAGAAAAUGCGAAUGAUGGCCGAACCAGCUGGCGAGUAUGUCAAGGAGCUUUUCCACAGGAGAAAAUAAGACGUCGCAGGAGUUCUGAGUUCACUAGCGUUACAUUACGAGUGGUUGGAAAGGGGAUGGAGGUGGACACAAAUUCAACCAUAGUCAGAAUUUGGCAGUUAUGAAAAACUGGCAGCAGCUUUCUUUCCUCUCUCAGUGGUAUCUCGUGCAUUUCCACAUAACUUGUGCGUUCAUAAAGUAGUUGCAAACUGUUUUGUCAAACAUGCCUUUCACCAAAGUUUCCUAUAUGUUGUUGUUCAGGCUAAUCAAGGUGGGGUAGGGUGGGAGCGCUGAGCAGGGAGAACUGGACAAAAGGGGGAAUAAUACUUAUCUGAGUGGAAUCCUAAUUAAUCCUCUACUAACUGAAACACUCCAUCAGCUGGAGUGAAAAGUUAGACAGUGGGGUAACCACAGAGUGAUAAACAGGGUUAGGUUAAAAUUACCUCCCCCCGUUUAAGAUCACAUUCUUUUCUCCUGUCAUGGUGCUCAAUGAUCUACACGUGCAGCUCUCCUUGCUUCUCUAUUUAGUAUAUUGCACAAAUCCAGUCCUCUGCCAAUGAAAUACAAUUCCAUCUAAGAUUUACCUAUUUCCCCAGAGGGGAAAAAAAGUCCUGGUUUGAGUCUCUCAGUUCAAAUCAUGACUUGUGAGCAUUGCCGUCUGGGCUGGCAUUUAUUGGCCAUUGCUAAUAAUGCUGCAAGAUGGUGGUGUGCUGUCUUCUUGAGCAACUGUGGUCCAUGCAGUGUAGGCAGAAGCAGAGUGCUAUUAGAGAGGGAACUCAGUCAGAGUGGAUGAUGUUAGAAGUUGCAAGAACACUAUUACUGCCAAUGACUCAACAGGAAUCAAGUGAUAACAAUGAUAAAAACAACAGGCUUCUCAUAAAAUGUUCAAAACCUUUCAGGCAGGAAAUUAAUUGAUUUUAUCGAUUUAUUGUCACAUGCAUGGAAGUACAGUGAAAGGUUUUGUUUACAAGUGGUAUAGGCAGAUAAUGGUAAGCAAAGGAUGUACAGAUCAAAAAGACUUAGAGGGAUACAGGUUACAUCGCACAAGGUGCAGAGUAGGCAAGAUCAAAGUUAGUGAGGUCAGCAUUGGAGGCUAGACAGCCUAUUCAUCUGCUAAAAACAGCUGAGAAGAAGCUGUUCCUGAACCCGCUGGUGCGUGCGUUCAGGCUUCUGUAUCUUUUACCCGAGGGAAGAAGUUGGAGGAGAUCAUUACUGGGGUGCAAUAGAUCUUUGCUCAUGUUGGCCGCUGCUCUGCAGCUGUGUAAAUGGAGCCCAUGGAUGUAAGGUUGGCUUCCAUAAUGGUCCUCUGUAGUUUAUGGUCCUGGGCAGAGCAGCUGCCAUACCAGGCCGUCAUGCACCCGGACAGUGUGCUUUCAAUGGUACAUCUGUAGCAGUUGGUGGGGAUCCUUAUGGGCAUGCCAAACUCCAAGCUGCCUGAGGCAAAGGCAUGAUUGUACCUUUUUGACUGUCACAUUCAAGUGGAAAGUCUGGGAUAAUUUCAGUUAUUGCCACUCCAAGCAAGUUGACUGCCUUUACCCUCUCACCCUCAGUUCGGAGGAUGUAAAUAGAAGGUGUGUUCUGUUCCUUUCUUUCUGAAAGGAAUGACUUGGUAUUCUUAUGCAGUCCGGCCUAUUGUACAACUUCAAAUUCCAGCAGAAUUAGUUCUUAUUUAUUCAAUGACUGAACAAGAUGCUCAGUUGCGUUCAAGAAAGUACCACACCACCACUUCUCAUUGGGUAGUGGCAAGACUUAACCUUGCCAGUGAUGCUCAGCUUCCUGAAUAAGUGAAAUAGUCUUGAUGCAAGAACACAAAGAACAAGAAUGGAAAGGUAUUUCAAAUAUAUGUGUACCCUUCAUCAUGAUAGGCUGUAUUAUGAAAUCUAAUUAAGAAAGAAAAAUAGUGCCACAAAAAUAGUCUAAGUAACGGAUGUACCACAGUAAUUCAUUUUUACAAGUCUUUUGUUUGCUUCUAGUCUCCCACACUACAUUAUCUUCAGUAGCUUGAUAUUUAUGAAUACCAGUUUUAUGUUUUAAAUCAAGUCAAGUGUUGUGUACCUCAAAACAACGCCACCUGAAAAGACAAAUAAAAAUAAC